Acytostelium subglobosum LB1 is the source of this 2088-nucleotide messenger RNA. RefSeq lists its product as hypothetical. NCBI's taxonomy places the organism in Eukaryota, Evosea, Eumycetozoa, Acytosteliales, Acytosteliaceae. The record is from RefSeq and is a predicted model, not a curated record. The transcript has 4 exons. Bases 1 to 2088 code for a protein of 695 amino acids.
AUGUCAAUGAUCAGUAGAGUACUCUCCAGCAAGUACAUUAGAUCAGAGUUGUUUAGACAUGUGUCAUUGAUACACAGACAGUUGGGCAUCACCAAUGUCUUCCAUUCAUCAGAUGUAGUAUCACUCUAUCAUUGUGUACUAUGUGGAGACACUGCCAAGUUCAUCCAUCAUUGUGAUCAGUUGGAUAUCAGUAUCCACUCACCUCAAGAAUUGUUGGACACGAUCAAAGAAGCGUUCAAACAUGCAAUGUGCCGCAUGAAUCACAGAUUGGUGACAUACGUUAUAGAACGAUUCAGACAAGGUAGUAACACUAGCUCAGCUCAGUUCGUUAAAUAUGUGAGAGAGGAGUUGAUCUCCUUUGAUAAACAUCAGUCUCAGUACUUCAAGUUCAGUCAUCCAAUGAUACACACUGUGCUCGGCUAUCUUAAAGAAAUUGAUCACCACUGGAUCGCUCACAACAUGAUGAGAUCAGCUUUGGCGGAUCAUGAUGAUGGCUUGGACCUGUGCGUCGAGAUUGCACCAUUCCAAACGCCUGGCUGUCCUGCGAUAGCAGCUAACUUGGUCAACUUUGCCAUCAAACAACGACUCAUUGAUCUGUUGGUGUGGAUUGCCGAGCAUGUGGACGACGCCCGAGUCCCAAGGGAACUCAGACUUCCACUCAAAUCUUCAUCACAUCCAGUUAGCAUUGACAGUCUCAAGAAUAUGAUGUCAUUGCUUGAUCGCACACCAUUGUUCAACAGACUUGCAAAGAUUGGAGAUGUGAGAUUUAUGAAGCAUGUCCAUCAUCUCGUUGCCGAUUACAUCAUGACCAACAUCAUCAAGGAUGUAAGAAAUAGUGGCCCACUCUUUGACAAUACAUUGUUGCAAUGCGCAUUGACUGGCGGACACUAUGACUGCGCGCUCUACAUUCUGGACAACAUCAGUCAAUUCCUUCCACUGAUCACUCCACCAUCCAAAUGGAUUGUGAGUGGAAUCAACAUGGUUCGCGAUCCAAACCACCAUCAAUCAAUCAUCCAACUGAUUGACAUGCUGAUCAAUCAUGACUCGGUUGAUCAUAACUUCAAAGAUCUGUACACGGACGCGAUCAAAGCUAGACGAAUGGAUGUGAUCGAUCUUGUUGAACAACUGAUCAGCAAUCCCGGGAUGCACUCAUCGAUUGUGAUCAACAUCGAUCAAGCGCUCAACGUGGCACUCCAAGAGAAGAACAUGGAUGCAAUCAAUAAGAUCAUUGGUAGUCGACCAGGUCAUGUAUUCAAGAACAUCAAGCUCAUGUACAUUGAUCAACUAUCACUAGUCCAUCAAGAUAUGUUCUUGGACACAGUCCCACCUGAGCGCAUUGUAUUUAACAUGGAUGGUCCGACGAGUUCCACCUGCGCGAGACUAACAGCCAGCACCAUAAGGAUGAUGAUUAAGCACGAUCACCACCAUAAUUGUCACCGUGUACUGCUUCAGAACGCCGAGUUUCUAGACGAGAUGGAGCUAAUCAAAUGUCUGGAGGAGGAUGUGGCCAAUCAUGACAGAUCGAUCUCACAGUAUCCAUGGUUGUCUUGGAAAAAUGUAGUGAAUGUGCCUAGGUUUGAUUCGGAUGAUCGCUGUCAAAAUCAGAUUGCGUAUAUCCUGCAUGACAAGAGACUCAGAUGCAGCAAGAUCGACAAGAUCCUGUACACUCUGCAGCAUCUUGAUAGAGUGGACGUUAGUCUCUUUGACAAAGAUGUUAUUGAGUUCAUCUGGCCUAGAUUGAUCAAUGAUCUUAAACAAGACGAUACGUUCAUCCUUCAUUUAUUGUCAUCCAAUGCAGUGGCCAACAAUAUUAUAUUCUACCGGUAUAUCUUGGACAGAUUGAUAGAGGCCAAUCACUUCCAAAUGCCAUUCAUUCCAGCGCCAACAAUGGAACAGAUCAAAGAUAAUAUCAAGUUGUUCAAAAGAUAUUCAUCGAUUCGAUUGAUUGUUGAGAUGUUCACUCCAUCAACAACAAGCCCAUACCAUCGACUUCUGGUUCCACUCACUCAAUCAGAGUUCCAACAAUACCAAUCACUCCUCAUCAACCUUGGCGUCUUCAAUCCAUCACAUCAUCCAACCUCCAUAUGA